Apiotrichum porosum is the source of this 3132-nucleotide messenger RNA. RefSeq lists its product as uncharacterized. The transcript has 4 exons. The record is from RefSeq and is a predicted model, not a curated record. Bases 1 to 3132 code for a protein of 1043 amino acids. Gene Ontology annotation, molecular function: DNA binding. NCBI's taxonomy places the organism in Eukaryota, Fungi, Basidiomycota, Tremellomycetes, Trichosporonales, Trichosporonaceae.
AUGCGCACACCGUCCGACAGCGACACCUCCGCCUCGGUCACCCCCAAGCCGUCCGCACUCAUCAUGCCGACCAAGGCCGCGGCGUCGACCAGCUCGUCUUCGUCUUGUCCCACAGACUCAGAGCCUGGCACCCCGACCAUCGACCACGCUUCUGUACUUGACAGCCGCGGAGAUGAUUCAGACUCGCUGCCAUCCCCUACCAAGCGCCAGCGCCACGCCACAGACCGGCACAACAUGUCGCGCCGUGGUCGUCGCUCAAAGGUCAAGGUCACAGCAAAGGUCAAGGCUGAGGCGAGCGACGAGACGUUCGCGGUGUAUGCUCCUGCCGCCCCCGUCGCUGUCCCCAGCAUUCCCGCUGUCCCCGCCAUGAUUCCUACACACGCAGCUGCGGACCAGAGCGCCACGCUCAUGAUCAACACGGCCUCGUCUGCGACAAACACUAGUAUCCACGCCCACGUUGCCGCCGCAUUCCUCGAGGCCAACAGCAGCGGCCUCACGCCCUCGUUCCACAGGAUGGGCUUCGACCUCUCACCCGAGAGCUACCCAACCACCCCGACUCCCAACCGCACGCCGCGCUCGCUGCCGACCACGGCGCAGGCGCAGGCUCACGCGCAGGCGUACCAGCACGUCCCAGCAUACCCGUCGUACGCUGGCCACCUGUACCCGCGGUAUCACGCCAGCCAGCCCAACCUCGCGCCUGUGUUUGUCAACAACAACCAGCAGCAGCAGUUCUAUUAUCCUCAGCAACAACCCCAGCCUGAGCUGUACCAGUACUACUCGCACACGCCGCACUUUGUCUACCCCGGCGCCGUCCCGUCUCCAGCCGUGCACGCCAGCCAGGCCGUGCACCUCGCCGGCCCGCGCAGCCACUACCCUCCCCGCCACGGCGUCGUCCACAGCGUCCACAGCGUCCACGGCGCGCCUCACCUUGUUGCUCAGCCAAACACGCACGACCACUAUGCGUUCGCUGCAGUGACCCCCCAGCCCAGCGCCCCGACCAUGGCUUCUGGCGUCGGCCCGUUCGUCCCCAGCAUGGCAACAGCAUACACCGACAUGGGUCCGAGCUUUGUGCGGCCGCCCUCGCCCUCGCCGUUUGCGUUCGAGCACCCAGGCAGCACGCGUCCAGUCACUGCCGUGGUUCCAGUCCAAGUGGGAACCGACACCAAGCCGGCGGCCGUCGACGCUGGAGCCAUCACUCAGGCCCCAGCGCCGCAGAUCGAUGCACUGGCCACGUCGUCCACCGGUGUGUGCCUUGCCGCCGCCGCCCAACCCGACAGUGGCGUGAGCGUGAGCGCAAGCUCGUUUGGCGGCAUCGACUUGACCCUCGACCACGCGCUCAACGCUCUCAACGCGACCCUCCAUGCUCCCCUGCCCGAAUCGCAGACCGAGGAGGUGUUUGCGUCGAUGGACCUCAUGCACGACCUGCCGGACAACUACUCGAGCCUCGUCGAGAUGACAGCCGAGCAGUACAAUGGGUUUUUCAACGAGGCGACGGAUACCCACGCGGGCAUGUCUGCUUGGGCCACGUCAGCCGCGGCACCGGGCGGUGGUGAUGGUGGUUGCUCGGGCCUCAUGAUCAACACGUCUGACCCGGUGUCGCCGUACGAGUCCGAAGCCACGCCGUCCCCGCUCGACCCGCGCUUUGCGCACCUCACCGGCUCCUCGCCCGACGCCGUGAGCCCUGUGACCCCGCUGCCCACGACGCCGACCAAGAGCAACAAGCGGCCGCUGCGCAAAAAGACCAGUGGCGCGUCCGUGUCCAUCAAGGCCAAGGCAAAGAACACACCCGUCAAGGUCAAGACCCGCCGCGUGCCCACGUCGUCUGAGGACUCUGACGACUACGGCGACGACGACGACGACACGUCCGACCUCUCGGACCUCGACUCGAACGAGUCGGACAAGUAUGGCACUGCGGCGACGUACACGAACGCGGCGGAGAUGGCCACGUUCUUCUCGUCGACGCACGGCGAGCACAAGGACCGCUUCAACCCCACGCGCCAGGAGCGCACUUUUUUGGAGAGCGUCGCCAAGACUGUCCCUAACCCCACGUCUGCGCAGGAGAAGAAAAUCGGCGAGGCGCUGGGCGUCUCCGAGUCGACGGUGGACGUGUGGUUUAUGAACCGUGGCUGCGACCGCGGGCCGCGCCGCAACCCCGACGUGCCCAUGCCCCGUGACAUUGACCAGCGGCUGCUCUGGGACCUUGUGCGCGACAAUGACCCGUCUCUCGCCAUCAUCCCUGCCAACCGCUUCAGCAUGCAGGACUGGACGCGCGUCCUCAACAUCACCAACAGCACUGCCGACCUCGCCGUGGCCGUCCGCCACUCUACCCCGCAGCUCCUGCUGUACACGCGCCACAAGGACGCCAUCUACCGCAUCACCAUGCCCGUGGUCGGCGCGGCGUUUACAAACUUCAAGGCCGUCAGCUCGACGAGCCCCAAGGGCCGCGGAGACAUCAUGUCGCUGCGCAUGCGCUAUGACGACCAGUACUCGACCUUCCACCUCAACCGCGGUCUGGGCUGGGAGAAGAUUGACGAUUUCCGCGAGCUCAAGCUCGUGGGCGAGUACAUCGAGGUCGGCAGCCACGAUGAUAUCAUCCUUGCCCUGCGCAACCUCCUGGUCUUCAUGGUCGCGCAACAGCAGCAGAACCAGCAGCAGCACCAGCAGCACCAGCACCCGACCGCAGGUGUUGGCCCCGGCAGUAAUGAGAUGGCGUCGGCGCCUCCGCAGCCCGUGUCUCACCUGAUCCCCGAACGCCUCGUUCCCGAACACACCGGGGCUCAGUGCGCUGGCCGCACUGCCCGCACUGCCCGCGCAGCCCGGCAGAAGAAGAAGCAGCAGCCCGCAAGUUCAAACUCUACGUGGACGACGCCGACCGCGACGCCGACGGGCCCGACCUCUUCUACCUCUACCUCUACGUCUGCGUCUGCCAGCGACGCUAUCGCCAACGGGUACCACACUAGCGCGCCGACCCUCGGCGCCCACACGCCUCGCCAACCCGAUACGGCAGGCGCGACCCCCGUGCCCGGCAUGCCUGCGGUCCACAGCCACCAGCCGAUCCAUGCCUUGGCCACCACCCCGCCCACUGCGGCCUUGUUCGCCGGCGGCGCCGGUCCGCACGCCGUCUCGCACUGA